CGUUAGCUCCUCUAGUCUGAGGCAGAACUUGCUGUCCCGUGCAGACAGGGAAAAAAAGCUGGCCGCCUACUAGCUAGCUCUGAUCAUCAGGCUAGUACCCAGAACAUAAGUGAGGCAACUGGAACGCCACCACGGAUUUCCUGUGGGACAAGCGCACGGGUCUCGCUGCGAAAACGAUGCCUCACACAAGACGCUACUCGUCUUCGGACAGAGACAGUCGAAGCAGCUACCAGGACCGCUACAGAGACAGCAGAGGCAACUACCAGGAUCGUUACAGAGACCGAGACCGAGACAGAGACAGAGGGCGAAGACAGCGGCACAGAAGAUCACCAUCAUUCUCAUCCAGCAGUGACAGAGAACGAGACAGAAGGGGGCGAGGACACAGACAGGAAGGAAGCUUUGUACGCUCAAGGAGUCGUAGUUAUGACAAUCGUUUAGUGGAGCACCGGCCAUAUGACCGAAGAUACUACGAACGGGACCGCGACAGAGAACGAGAACCACAUGGAGCAGCUGAAAGUUACUAUCCACGCAACUUCUCUCCAAACGUGUACGACUAUCGGCGCGGCCGUGAGAGGGAACAGGAAGAGUCAUACAGGCGGAAAGGCAGCAGGCGUAAGCACAAACGAAGGCGGCGUAGAACCAGGUCCUAUAGCCCGUCCUCCUCGCGGAGCGGCAGCCGGACGCGGGCACUGAGUGUGAGGGACGACGAGGAAGGGCACCUGAUCUGUCGGAGUGGGGACGUCCUGCAAGAGAGAUAUGAGAUUGUCAGCACUUUGGGGGAAGGCACCUUUGGGAGGGUGAUGCAGUGCAUUGACCAUCGCAGGGGAGGAGCCCAUGUUGCCCUAAAAAUUAUCAAAAAUGUGGAGAAAUACAAGGAAGCAGCUCGUUUGGAGAUCAAUGUCCUUGAGAAGAUCAAUGAGAAGGAUCCUGAUAAUAAAUUCCUGUGUGUACAGAUGUACGACUGGUUCGACUACCAUGGUCACAUGUGUAUCUCCUUUGAGCUGCUAGCUCUCAGCACCUUUGACUUUCUAAAGGAGAACAACUACCUUCCCUACUCAAUUGGUCAGGUCAGACACAUGGCCUACCAAAUCUGUCUCGCUGUGAAGUUUCUUCAUGACAAUAAGCUGACACACACAGACCUGAAGCCCGAGAACAUCCUGUUUGUUAAUUCAGACUUCACAAUGUCCUACAAUGUAGAAAAGAAACGAGAAGAGCGGACUGUUAAGAGCACAGCCGUGCGUGUCGUGGAUUUUGGCAGUGCCACUUUUGACCAUGAGCACCACAGCACCAUUGUGUCCACACGGCAUUACCGCGCCCCUGAGGUCAUACUAGAACUGGGCUGGAGCCAUCCCUGUGAUGUGUGGAGCAUUGGGUGUAUCCUGUUUGAGUACUACCUAGGUUUCACCCUGUUUCAGACCCAUGACAACAGGGAGCAUUUGGCCAUGAUGGAGAGAAUCCUAGGACCAGUUCCCUCGAGGAUGAUUCGUAAAACAAGAAAGCAGAAGUAUUUCUAUCGGGGUCGUCUGGACUGGGACGAGAGUUCGUCAGCAGGAAAAUAUGUCCGAGAAAACUGUAAACCUCUGCGGCGGUAUCUGCUGUCAGAGGCGGAGGAGCACCACCAGUUGUUUGACCUCAUUGAAAGCAUGUUGGAGUACGAGCCCUCUAAGAGGCUGACGCUCGCCGACUCCCUCAAACACCCUUUCUUUGAAAAUAACGGCGUUGGCGAGGCCACGGGCAGCAAGACCUGGGAGGGAAACAGAGACAUUAGCCGGUGACACCUGAGCCCUUCAAAGACAGAGUGACAGAGAUCAUAUUUUAUAUGUGGUGCAGGGCUCUCGUGUAUUCUGUUAAUUGUCAUUAAAGCAUGGACACCUUAACGUCUUGCCCUCCCUGUCCUGUCCCUUGGAUGUCCACCUCUGCAGCCACAAGAGGCAUGUUUUUUUCCUGCAGAGAGACCUAUACGACCCACAAGAGACUGGAAAAGAGUCUGACUUUUUUAGUGGCCUCAGUACAGGACAGAAUCACGAGAGAUUGUUUGUACCCAAGGUAGCCCUCUAUGCAGCUCCAGUCUUCCUUUUGACUUCUGACCCACCUUCAUCCAUCCGUCUGUUAAUUAAUGCUGGAGAAGAAAGGGUAUAAAGGAGGUAGCACAUACAGUAUGUGCAGCAUAGGUCUUCACCCACAUAAGUGUUCACGAUGUCAUAUUUCAAGAUAUUCUUCCCUGAUGACAUCACAUCAACAAAUUGCAAGUGUCUCCAGCCGAGGCAGAUAUCCCGAGUUCAUGUUUUUGUUUUUGUAAGGUGAGCACUUGCACUGUGUAUUAGGUUUUUUUUAAAAGGAUGAUCCUGAACAUGGAGACUGUUUACAUCCAAAAUGCUCUUUGCCAAUGAGAUAAUAAUGCGAUGACUCUCUGCACACACACAGGCCUCUGAAGCCCGUCUCAUUCAUAGAUAUAUCUGUUAAUGUUAUACAAAGCUUUCUGGGUGUGUGUCCGGUCGAGGGUGUGAGUUUGUGUAUUGUCGGUGUGGAUCGAGUGGUUAAUGCUCUCAUGUAAACAUAGUCUUUUAGUUGUUGAGCGUUGGUUAUGGAAUUGUCAAGAAUUCUCAAACAUGAAAAAACAGACAAACCGCCUUCUCCAUGUGUGAUAAUGGUUGGAUCCAAUUUGUCACCAUUAAGGUUAAGCACACAGCUCCUGGUGGAAGCCAUUGAGCUCACACACACACACAGCUCCUGAUGACAUAUUUAUUUUGAGUUCCAAUAGGUCAAUCCCCACUCCCACCUGUAAAUGACAUGUUUUUGUAUGAAAUUAAAGCGUAUAAAACUGUAUAUAUGUAUGAUUGUGUAGAAUUAAAGUUAAGUCCUCCUUGCCUGGGGUGUAUUGGUGCUCCCAGUAUCAGCUUAAGCCUGUGGCUCAAAGGAGGCACUCUGUCUUUAAAUACCACCACUGUGUCCGAGUCCAUGUCUUACCACGCUGACUAAUAAUAGAACUGCUGAGUGACUCACAGAAACACCAGACAUGUGGUUCAAAUAUGUAGGAGAUCUGAGGCAGAAGCGUUUCAAGAUGAAAACUGUCAGAUUAGGUCACAUCAGUGAGUGAUAAUGCCAGUAAAAGAUUGGGGACUACUUUACAACUCUAUUAGCUAUAUAAAGGAAGUAUAAAUGGUCUGUAGUAACAAGAUCUUGCAGGAUAGUGAGACAGAAUCUGUGUAAAUAUUACUUAAUAACUUGUCUAUUAUUGUUAGAUUUAUAAACAAUAUACACAAUUAGUAAAUCCUUUAUAAGGAUAGUGUUAUUUUAAAGUGGUACCAGUUUUUGUUAUUUUUUUGUUAUUUUCAGGCCAGUGUCUCGGAUGAUAUUUCAGAUUCCAGUGUUCACUGGAAAGCGUGCAGGAACCCUGGGGCUAUUUCAAAAAUGAAACUAUUCUCGACCCAAGCUCAGCUGUCGCCCUGUCAGGACAGGAGGAGUGGGAGGCGGAUGAUGUGCUGCGGCAGCUGUUCUCCUGCUUCAUCACACAUGCUCCUCCAUCUGUCUGGUAACGUGCAAGUUCAGUGCUUAUAUUUUUUUGUUUUUAUUUUUUCAACCUCACCCAUUGUGGGCAGUCAGUCUUCCUUUAUGGCCUCCUUUACUGUUUCUGUGCAGCAAUGAAAUAGACAAAGGCCUCUGUCACACAACAAGACACCACUGUGAAGAUAUCCCAGGAAAUGUGUAGCCUCUGUUAAUUGUGUGGUUGGAAAGUUGUGUAAUUUAUCUUUAAUGCCACUGUGUCAAAGAAAUAUAAGUGAACAUAAAAAGAACACACAAAUACCAAGUAAUGUGAUGCUUUUCUACUCUGCAAAUACCCCGGUGUGUAAUUAGUAGCCAGUUCUUGCUGUGAUCACCGGAUGUGUUGACACCAGAUGACCUGUGUCCAGACCUGGAGUAAAUGAACCAAUGAAUGAAAUGGUUCAUUCAGCUUUAUGACUCAGCUGCUGCUUUAUAUUUCCAGUCAAUGAAGCUGCCUUCCUGUGUUUGACGUCCAGGAAUAAAUCCUCUCCUCCUCUCGUCUGUCUGUCCACACUCCAUCUGUCAGAGAGUGUAACUACCAUCGAAUUUUACUUUAUGUUUACUUCUGAAACUGAGUAAUUAUUAAUCAAAUAUGUCCCCUGCUGCAAACAUGAGGAUCUGGUUUGAGCUUUUUUUGUUUUUAAAUAUAUAUGGAAUGUAAACAAGCAGGUGUUUAUCUGUUUGCUCUGCUGCUAAUGAGAUAAAUGACUCUUGCGUCUUUAGCUAAUCCUGUUAGACCAGCGAGGUCAUCAGUCAAACCCUCCAGAAGAUCAGACGCCGACGGAGCAGAAGUGUUCAUUGUAUGACAUGACGUGAACGGAUGAUCGUGGUCACAGUCGCAG
Solea senegalensis (Senegalese sole) is the source of this 4385-nucleotide messenger RNA. RefSeq names its product CDC-like kinase 2a (gene clk2a). Gene Ontology annotation, cellular component: nucleus. Gene Ontology annotation, molecular function: protein tyrosine kinase activity; ATP binding. The record is from RefSeq and is a predicted model, not a curated record. Gene Ontology annotation, biological process: protein phosphorylation; regulation of RNA splicing. Lineage: Eukaryota; Metazoa; Chordata; Actinopteri; Pleuronectiformes; Soleidae. The coding region runs from base 177 to 1775 and encodes 532 amino acids. The transcript is spliced from 14 exons.